Molecule: messenger RNA, 1914 nt
Organism: Prosopis cineraria
Lineage: Eukaryota; Viridiplantae; Streptophyta; Magnoliopsida; Fabales; Fabaceae
Product: GATA transcription factor 5-like
Exons: 3
Coding region: 62-1195 (377 amino acids)
Biological process (GO): regulation of DNA-templated transcription
Molecular function (GO): sequence-specific DNA binding; zinc ion binding
Source: RefSeq, a predicted model, not a curated record
AGAAUGAGAAGAGAAGCAAAUGAGAAAGAAACGGGCAGUUUGAGUUUGUAGUAAUUGGAGCAUGGACGCUUUCAGCCCAGAUUCAAUGCUUUACCAAACUCACCCACCUCUUCUCUUCUCUCCUUCCAUUUCUCAGCCCCCAACCUCCUCUCCCUUUUCUCGUCUCUCUCUUCUUCAGGCCGGAACCCCAAUGAAGUGCGUCCAGGCAGCCUUGAAGACCAGUUUCAGCAAAGACAUGGCCCUCAAACUUAACCCCCUAUCUUCUGUAGACGACUUCUCCGCCUUCAGUGUCCAGAAUGCCGUCCCUUCCGACGACUUCUCCGUCGACGAACUCCUCGAUUUUUCCCACCUGGACGACCCUUCCGAGGAUGACCAACACCCUAAGGCUGACUCUGCUUCUGUUUCCCCUCCACCAGCGGACCAAAGUCAUGAAAUUUCUCACUCUGCCUUCGUCAAAGACGAUGUUAACUCCUUGCCGUCCAGCGAACUCAGCGUUCCGGCCGAUGAUUUGGAAAACUUGGAGUGGUUGUCUCAUUUUGUCGAAGAUUCCUUCUCGGUAUAUUCCACCGCGUAUCCCGCCGGAACUCUAAUGGGAAGACCCAAGAGCCUUGCCGAACAAAGGCCCAAACCGGACGGCCAUCUUUCGGCUCACCCUUGUUUUACAACUCCGGUCCCGGGCAGGGCCAGAAGCAAGAGAACGAGAGUCGGAGUUCGGGUCUUGCCUUUCAGGUGUCCAUCCUUGACCGAAUCAUCCUCGACCUCCACCUCGUCUUCCUCCUCCUCGUCCCCCACGAGUCCAUGGGUCAUCUACCCCAACGCAGCGCCCGAGCAAGCCUGCUCCGAGGGCAGGCCCCUGGCAAAAAGACCCAAGAAAAAGCCGGCGCCAGAGGUCGGUGGGGGGACCGACGGAGCAGCGCAGACGCCGCGCCGGUGCACCCAUUGCGGGGUCCACAAGACACCGCAGUGGCGAGCCGGGCCGCACGGAGCGAAGACGCUGUGCAACGCGUGCGGGGUCCGAUACAAGUCGGGGCGGCUGCUACCGGAAUACAGGCCGGCGUGCAGCCCGACGUUCUCGAGCGAACUGCACUCGAACCACCACCGUAAAGUGCUGGAGAUGCGGCGGAAGAAGGAGGGAGCGGGCGGAGGCGAGUCCGAUUCGGGUGGGGGCCCGAGCCCGGCAGUGCCGAGUUUUUGAUAAAUAUUUGAAUGGAUAGAACUUUAAUCCAAUUUUAAUUUAAUGUUAGAAAUAGAGGAGGACAUCCCAUAGAAAAGAGUGGCAGGAGUAGGUAAAAAAUGAUGGGGAAUUGGUGUAAAUGUUUUCCCCUCCGGGUGGCGUCAGGCAAUUAGGCAGUUGUAACUUGUAACAGAUUAGGCAGGCUGGAGGAUCCGAUGUCUUUUAAUAAAACCAAACAAGUUUUAAAUUUUAAAAUUGGAAAAGGGAACGAGAAGUAGGGAAACGUUGAAAAGCGGGGGAAGUGAUGGAUGUGGUGCGUUUGUUGUGUCUGGUCCCCCCCCCCCCUUCCUUCUCUCUCUUUCUCUGUGAUUGUCGUGUGAUGCUGGCAAACGCACGCAAAUACUUCCUGUAGUUGUACGUUUCAGUUGGAAGCGACCUUUGCUCAAGGAAAUCGCACGCCACGCUCUCCACGGCGUAGGAAUCUUUGGGUCGUCCGAGGGAAUAGAGUCCCACGUCUUUAUUGUUUCUCCUCACGUGCUCCUCUUGAAUUUAAUGGUGUAGUGGAAAUAGACAGUAGUGUUCAUCUUGCCAGAUCACAGUGGCUCUGAUUAUUAAUUAAGAAUAAGGAAGGGAAGAUUUCGAAUUCUGUGAUAUCCGGCUGAAUUAGGAACCAGUUUCCUUGUUGGGUAGCCAAUCUGACAUAAAGUUCACCUCGCUUAUAAACAUUGCAUUCCAGAUCA